CCAUGCGAGGGGCUACGUGUCUCCAUAGCUACAGAGCUCUUUGCUCUCCCCGCGCCACAUGGCUGUUGAAGAACGUUGUUGGAGCUACAUUCCCUUCUACAAGAGCAUAUCUUGAGUAGAGAAGCGAAAGAGACAGUAGGGAGGGUUGCAGUUGCAGAUCGACUGCAAGUUGGUGCACAGCGGAAGAGAAGAAGGAGAAGAAGAUCAAGAGGUUCGAUUAAUUGGUGCGAGAUGUCAGGAGCACAGGGGGCACAGCCAAAGGGGUCGCUGACGAAGACGACGUACGAGUCGGUGGAAGGAGGGGAGAACAAGGCAAGGUUGAACGUUCGGUCGGCGAGGCCUGGGGAGGAUGAAGGGUACAUCUCGGUGGACCAGGAGCAGGACAAGGUGAAGGACGCCGCUGGGAAAGGCGGCCCGGUCUUUGGGGAAGGCAAGGAAGAAGGGAAGCAGGAUCUUGGGGUCACCGGCACCGGUGGGUGAGCGCGACUGCUGCGACCUGGUCACUACACCCGCCUCCUGAGUCCGCCAUUUUGAUCAGCCCCGAACCCUUCAAGCAUGACUACCACUCUUCUUCCUUUCUGUUUUCACCUCUCCCCUUGUUCGUAUUAUGUUGUUCUUAUACUUUUAGUCUCAGACAUGUAUAAAUAAGAUGCAAUAGAAAUAGCUUGUAUCUAUAUA
Nymphaea colorata (pocket water lily) is the source of this 678-nucleotide messenger RNA. RefSeq lists its product as uncharacterized. The record is from RefSeq and is a predicted model, not a curated record. Bases 232 to 480 code for a protein of 82 amino acids. The transcript has a single exon. NCBI's taxonomy places the organism in Eukaryota, Viridiplantae, Streptophyta, Magnoliopsida, Nymphaeales, Nymphaeaceae.